AUGCUCGUCAAGGAACGGGGUGAAAGGCGAGGGCACAAUCAAAACAAGACAGAUUUCCGUCCCGACUAUGCCAAAGUAGGUGACUGGAUCUUCGUUGCAGGUCAAUCCCAGCCUUUCAAAAUCAAAACAAUGGGGGGUGAGCUUGAGUGGCAGGCUGAGCAGCUCGUGGCAACCACCAUGGCUAGGAACACAGAUCCCAUCAUUGUGGUUCCUUCUCAUCCACGUGUAGUGUUCAAGGUCAGGUUCGAGUACGACGACUAUGUGACGAUACCGUCGUUGGUACCGUCAUCGAUACGGGACGGCUUUAACAGCACCAAGGUGAAGGAACUGCAUUAUCUAUAUCAGGUCAAGGAAGUCGAGUGCUGGGAUCGAGACCGCUUCUGUGUCAAGCGCCACGAGGUUGGGUUGCCGAAUUUCCAGGAGGCAUGGAAGUAUUACGGUGAGAGGGAAGGAGAAGAGCCCUGGUGUGUCGGUAUGUGCCGGGUAGAGCGACUGAGUGAUGGUAAGACAGCAUGGGUCCAUGAGUGCAGGCUGGUACUCGCGAACGUCGAAGGGUAUUUCAAUUCUGAUUUUAGGAGAUGGGAGCCGGCCGUGCCGGACCAUGAGAUCGAGGACGCUGGAUUCGGCGACGAAUUCGGGAGGGACCUGUGGAAGUCUGCACCUAUGCAAUGGGCGCUAGUGCACACCGAUGACUGGAAUGAAGGUUUUACAGCGUAUGAAGACGAGGGUGAGAUUGAAGACGAGUUUGCCGGUGAUGGUGGCGGUGGUGAUGACGGUGAUGGCCAUAACGAUGUUAAUGAUGGUGACGACGACGAUGAAGAUGAUGGCGAUGGCGAUGAAGGUGACGAAGACGAAGAAGUCGAUGGCGAUGGCGAUGGCGGUGACGGUGACGGUGACGACGAUGAAGGCGAUGGCAUGGACGAAGAUGACAGCGACGAGGACGAUAGCAGUGGCAACUACUACCACGCAGCUGGAUCAAUCACCAUCACCAGCGAGCAAGACGCAGAUAGCAACAGCAGCAGCAGCAUUGAGAGAGGCUCCAACGGAAGCACUACGCGUUCCAAUUCAACUGCUGAAAUGGGAUCCGUGGGCACAGAUACAAGCUCGCGUACUAUCAUGGGUGACGAUUCCCGUGCAGGCAGUACCAACACAGUGAACACAUUCACAUUGGCCUUGCGCGGCGCGGCUUCUUUCAAGAAGAGAAAAAGUGCAGAUGAUCAUCAUGGUGGUGGUGGUGAUAGCGACGACGACGAUGACGGUAACGGUAACAUCGUGAAGAACAAACGCCUCAGGAAGUAA
Molecule: messenger RNA, 1299 nt
Organism: Exophiala dermatitidis NIH/UT8656
Lineage: Eukaryota; Fungi; Ascomycota; Eurotiomycetes; Chaetothyriales; Herpotrichiellaceae
Exons: 2
Coding region: 1-1299 (432 amino acids)
Source: RefSeq, a predicted model, not a curated record